CGAUAGAUAUUUUGUCGAUGGACCAAUGGGACGCCCGUGUGUACUCGCUGUUUUGGCUCUGUAAGCCAAUCAGAGGCCGCGCUCGGGUUUGUUGUUAGUGAUGAUGAUGACAUGAAAAUAUUUGUUGUUACUGGAAAGGAGAGCGAGGACGGAGAGAGCGUGAAGCGAGCAAGGGCCGAUCGCUUUCAACGAACAUACACACAACGCAACGGCGUUUUCCGGUCUCGGGAGUCGCGGAGGAGCGAAUGUCGGUGAAUAUGGACGAACUGAGACAUCAAGUGAUGAUUAACCAGUUUGUUUUGACUGCGGGCUGCGCGGCGGAUCAGGCGAAGCAGCUUCUGCAAGCGGCGCACUGGCAGUUCGAGACGGCUUUGAGCUCGUUUUUCCAGGAGUCCAACAUCCCCAGUCAUCACCAGAUGAUGUGCACUCCACGCAACACCCCAGCCACGCCACCCAACUUCCCAGACGCCAUCACCAUGUUCUCCAAGCUGAGGACGUCCGAGUCCACCGGCGCUUCUUCCGCCCAGGUGUCCAUGGCGUGUUCCCCUCCUCCGCCCCCCACACACUCCUCCUCACAGGGUUUCGGCUCCUUCUGGGCCUCCUCGCCGCCCAACCAGCCCGUCUGGCUGCCCCCGUCCUCUCCCACCGCACACCACACACUCCACCACCACCACCACCACAUGCACCAGCCGCUCACGUGGCCCCCCGUGUCGCAGUCCGCCGGCGGCCCGCAGACGCCCGUGGUGUCAGCCCUGACCGGCCGGAGAUGAGACUCCCGACGGGGACACGCCCACUGAGACUUUUGGAUGGCCGAUGGUGAAAGACACGGUACUCUUUCUUUCAGUUUUCUAAAGAUGAACAAUCUUCUCUUCCUUUCGGAGAUCUCGUUUUUUUUUUGUGUGUGUGUGUGUUUUCUUUUAUCAACCGUCGAUUUCAUUUCUAGUCUGAUCCUGGGAAAGAACCACUAUGAGACAAAAAAACUAAAAAAAUUAUGGAAGGUAUGAAAAGACGUUCAACUCUCCCCCGGGCGAGCCACGGAUUCAGGCCGGAGAGAGCGAAUCUUCGACCGCCGCUCUUUUUGUUCUUGCGUGUCGGAGACACACACUCGCAAUAAAGUGGACGACGGACUGUAAAGAUGGAGGUCGCAUCAUGUGGUCGUGCUGUUCUGCGUCCCGGGACGAAGAGGAUGAUGAUGUUUCUGUAGACGUAGUUGUUCUGUUGAGUUCCUAACAGAGGCUGUUAUACGACUAUCGUCUGUUUGUUUCCGAACAACAAAAUGGAGAUGCUGAGUUGAAGUUAUUGUGAAUCAUAAAAACAAAUCUUUGUUCUAGAUAUAUAUAUAUAUAAAAAACAAAAAAACGGGAAAUGACCAGGAACAGUUUUGCAAUAAUCCUGGUCUGAAUUGUUUCAGAUGAAGACGCCCUGAUUUGGUUUGGUUUAUUUUUUUUUUUCAGUAAUGAUGACUUCUUUAAAUGCAAUGUUUAAUUUUGUUUUUUUUUGUUUGAUAAGUUCCCAACUUUUAUCGUGUACAUCAGGAAAGAUUCUUGUGUUUAAACUAAAUCUGUGGUGGAGAAAUACAGACUCAAGCUUUAUAUAUAAAAAGUGUUUGUUUUUUUAUUUCCCCUGCAGAGAAUUUAAAAUACUUCCUGUUUGAUAUGUAAUGAGCGGUGUGACGUUUUGAGGUCCAGCUCAUGGAAUCCACACACUACCUCUGAUCGGACCUGUGUGUGUGUGUGUGAAAAAGAGAGAGAGACUCGAAUACCGCUGUGUGAAACCCAUCGGACUCGACUCGGCCGUCUCAGUGGAUCUAGCGUCACUUCUCGGCUUUUCUGAAGGUGUAGAGCGGAAUGGCUGAGUAGAUCUGAACGUUGAUUGGCCCGUUUCUUUAGUUUCGCAUGACGUCACUUCACUUCAUUCGUUCAUCAUAGACAAUCACUUUUGCCGUUUGAGUUUGUGGUUUAGUACGACUCCGUUCAUCUCACUUGCAGAGACCGACACCAAGGCUGUGAGGCGAGACAUGCGUUGCACGCUCUGACAAAAAGACACAUUUUUUUUUUUGUUAAAAAUUACUAUAAAUGUAAUAAAUUACUAUAACUAAUAAAUUAUUCACAAAAGCAAUUUUGUGUAAAUUGACAUUUUUAAUUCAGUAGUAAUUUGAUUUAUUGACUUUUGCUAUAUACACACACAUUUGUACAUCAAUUUCAGUUUAAAUGAAAAUUGAAAUCUAAUUUUGUUUUCACAAGCCGAAUUAAUUUGUAAAUGUUCAUAAAAUCAUUCUUGGGUUAACUUUCACGAACAAUUUACAUGCAUCUGUUGUCGUUUUUGAGAGACGAGGUCCGCCUCACAGCUUUGUCUUCAUCUGCGGCUGUGGAUCCGGUGAGUUUUCAUUUAAUCACCGACCAGCCUCUGCAUUUCGACGUAGAAAAUGCACGUGAAACGCAUAAAGUAAGUUACCCUUGGUUUUGUAAAACAUGGGUGUAUCGAUAUGACACACAAUUGUUUGGUCUUCCAAUUGGUUUCGCUAUUGUUUAUCAUGUAAAACGAAACCUAAAAUGCCGGUUUCUGAAGGGUGAAGAUGCGUGUUGUGAGAGAGUAGGUCACUUCCUGCUAAGAGGAAUGCGAGUGUGAAGUUAAACAAACGUCUCGAGUGCCUUGAGGUCCGAGAACUCUCCAUUUAUUCAGCUGUCGCUCCGUCCGAAGCCCUCAGCAACUGCGGCCAACUUUCUCGAGCCUUUCUCUCCGCUCAAACAAUGACUGUUUGAACAGUCGGGCCGCCGUAGAUCUCGGAGCAUCGGGAUGUCAUCGACACUACUGGACGGUGAUUCGGUUCUUUGAGGACGUUUUUGUUUUGUACUGUCACGCACACACACACUCGAGGAAACCAAUUCAUUGGCGAACAACCUUUUGUAUCGAUUUCCCUCCUGUAUCUGUUCUUUUCCCUCGUUGAGAUUUGUAUUUAUAUGUCUGACAAAAAAGCUACGAUCUGAAACCAUUUUGGAGGUCAUCGUGUUUAUAUUAAGGUCAUAAUAAACGAUUUAAUGACUAGUG
Pimephales promelas (fathead minnow) is the source of this 3048-nucleotide messenger RNA. RefSeq names its product UBA-like domain containing 2 (gene ubald2). Lineage: Eukaryota; Metazoa; Chordata; Actinopteri; Cypriniformes; Leuciscidae. Gene Ontology annotation, molecular function: protein binding. The record is from RefSeq and is a predicted model, not a curated record.